AUGGAGCCGCACGACGUGUUUAUGAAAAACAGAGCGAAGUUCGACCAGGACCUUGCAGACCUCAUCUCCGCAGCUGCAGCUGCCUCCUCGACCGCCAAUACCCCAAACACAGUUCUCACAACCCCUUCGCCUCCAAGAGACCCGCGUUUGCGAAAGCCAGCCCUGCCGCAGGAGAAAACAACCAAGAGGAUCAAAUUGGAAGACAGUGUGCGAAAGGAUGCACUCGCACACGACAAUGUGCAUCCUUCUCGUCGCGUGCUGCUGAAAAUGCCACGGACCGCGACCGCGGCACCUGAUUCCGGUUUCGAUCACUCUUCCAGGGAAUCACCGCUUCGCGUCGACAUUGCACCUCUCCAACGUACCGGGUCCAACACAGUGCCGUUGGGUGCCACCCUCAAGCGGAGUUUCAGCAAGUCUACGGGAUCGACUGCAAGACAUAUUGGGUCAUAUGAACCUAAUUCAACCAGAUCAGACCACGUCAAUCUCGAUGCCGGGGACAAGAGUAGACUGAGUACGCGUCACGAUGUCGUAUGGCGGCAGUGGGACUCCGCCAAAGACGUAGGUCUUUCCUACGAGCAGCUAUUGCAAAAUCGCCGCACGGAGCACCUCAGCAGUAAGGUAGACCGCUACGUGCCUAUUUCAACGUCAGCCUCGUCUCACAGGAUUGCAUCAUUCCCAUACAGCAAAUUGCCCGAACAAAUACGCUCCAAGAUCCUCGCCCUACUACUUCUCAGCCAUGAGCCCAUUGUGAUCGACUUUACGUGGCUUCGGUCCUUCAUAACUGGUCACUGCCGUGUCCCGGUCAUCGAAAAGGUUUUCAAAGUCAGCGCAUCAUCUGUCUAUACUGUACCGAUUGAGUGGGAUCAGCUUGCGAAGGAUGUCAGCACCAUGGAAGUCGACUGUAUACCCUUCAAGCCCGCUUUAGAGGAUCGCGGAAACAAGACCAGAAAACGCAAGGCUCCCUGCCGUGGGCUGACAACAGGGCUAUUGACCGUAUCCAGAGAUGUCCAUAUCCAAGCAUCCACCGUCUUCUACGGGAAGAACAGGUUCCGCUUUCCAACGCCCAGCAGUGCUUGGCUGCAACUGGAAUCAUUCUUGGCUACCAUCGGACCAACCAACGCGGGAAAUAUUCGCAACAUCACCAUCCACUGCCCGCUUUGGCACCGUGGCAUUAAAGAGGAUUUUCUAGAAGGGGCAAUUUUAGAUCUCACUUCCCCAGCCUCGCGACUCGGUGUAGUCAAGUCAACCUCUCGAGACCGCCUCCUCACCGCCAUCGCUGGAUCAGUCGAAGCUCUUCUCAAAUCCGGAAAACUUGAAAACUUGGCUCUCGAUCUCGAGCAUGGUCUCAAUGCGGAGCGAUGGGCCGGCAAUUACAGCAACACCCGCCGGCUCAUUGCAAUGGCGGACGCGGACGAGCAUGUUUCACGUAAGCAAGAAGGCGUCCGGUUGCUCAAGAUCUUAAGCGAGAGCUUGCAUCCUUCACCCGUCGUGACGAUCUACCAUCAAACACCGGCAAUUGGUAAGCAUGAUCUCUCCGAGUUCCGUUCCAGACUGGCGAGAGUUAUCAGGGAGGCGGCCAAGUAUGGUUGGAAAGUGGAUCAAAGACUUCAAAUUCGGCGUUGGUAG
Ramularia collo-cygni is the source of this 1626-nucleotide messenger RNA. RefSeq lists its product as uncharacterized. The coding region runs from base 1 to 1626 and encodes 541 amino acids. The record is from RefSeq and is a predicted model, not a curated record. NCBI's taxonomy places the organism in Eukaryota, Fungi, Ascomycota, Dothideomycetes, Mycosphaerellales, Mycosphaerellaceae. The transcript has 2 exons.